AUGUCGAAGUGGGCAGAGUUGCCUUACGAUCUCCUUACUGAGAUUGCAAACCGUGUUAAAGUAAUUGAAGAUUUCGUUUCUUUUGGUGCCGUUUGUACCUCUUGGCGAACUGCUGCUACAAAGAAAAAUUUCGAUGUGUUUUCGCCUCAAGUUCCAUUGCUUAUGCUUGCUGAUAAAGAUGAAGAUUAUCGAGAAUUUUACUCUUUGUCCAAGCAUAAAAUUUCACGCAUAUUUCUCCCUGAAGUUAGAGGGAGAGAGUGUUUUCCAACGCAAGGAUGGCUUUGCACUGUGGCAUAUAACGGAGAGAUGAAUUUGUUGAACCCUUUCUCCCGUACCCAAAUUGAACUUCCUUCAGAAAAAGAAUUUUGGGUUUUUCAUGGUCCCGUAGAAUUAUGUAAAGGAGAGUUCUGGCACUAUAUGGACAAAGCUGUAUUAUCUGCCAAUCCUUUAGUUGCAUCAGAUUAUGUACUAGUGGUUUCUUAUUAUACAGACUGUGAUUAUCUUUUGGCUUUUUGGCGACCUGGUGAUCUUAACUGGACUAAAAUUGAUUUUGCAAAAGCUAAGCAGUUCUACCUAGUUGAGGUAUCCAAUUCGCUAUUAUUUGUUGCUCGAUAUUCCCAUGGAAUUGGUGGUCAGACCUUUAAAAUUAAAGUGUAUGAGUUAGAUAUAAUCAAAGGUGAAUUGAAGGAGAUUAACAGCUUGGGAGAUUCGGCUAUAUUUUUGGGCCUUAGUGGAGCAAGUUCGAUUGAGUCCUCUAAGUUUACAGGAGUCAAGCGUAAUCACAUAUAUUUUACCGAUGAUUGGUGCAGGAUUAAGAAUAAGGAAGGUGGUAAUGGAAGAGAUAUGGGAGCUUACAAUCUUGAAGAUGGAAAAAUUGAAUCUUUUUAUCCUGGAUUGUCAAUAAGUCCUCUUUCCCCGCCAACUUGGGUCACACCAUCAAUCUCAUAA
Nicotiana attenuata is the source of this 948-nucleotide messenger RNA. Its product is annotated as putative F-box protein At1g65770. The transcript has 2 exons. The record is from RefSeq and is a predicted model, not a curated record. NCBI's taxonomy places the organism in Eukaryota, Viridiplantae, Streptophyta, Magnoliopsida, Solanales, Solanaceae. Gene Ontology annotation, molecular function: protein binding. Bases 1 to 948 code for a protein of 315 amino acids.